GGAGGGGCGUGGCGUAAGGUUCGGCCUCUCCCGAGCCUGGAGCGAGCAGCUGAAGGACUGACUAGGCUAGGCCCCGGGUUAAAUUGGGGUCCGUUCCCGUGUGCACGUUCUGGAUGAGAGGACGGGUAAGACUAGUUAACCCGAGUGAGCCCGUGCCGAAAUUGACUUGCAGCGUCCUGCACUCUAGUUGCGAAGAGGAAUUGCAGCCUUGCUGUUGCCUCAACAGGUCUUUUGUCCACAUCCCCUCUGCUCCUCGCAUCCCGUUUUCCACGGUUCCUAAGAGUUGAGGAAAAGGCAUGCCUUUGCCUUCUACAUGGCUUCUGGAGCUGGUGGAAACUUUAUCCAGAAACUUUUGAUAUACUUAUUCACCAAGGAGUCUUCCUCCCUUCUCUCAAACCUUCCUUCUCUGUGAACUUACCCCACCCUGGCCUUUCCCAAACCUGAACCAAAAGUUAGCAGCCUUUCUUCCCUGUACUCAUGGCGACCUCCACUGCUAGUCCCAGUUCGCCUCUUCGAGCAGAAGAUCUCCUGAGUGAUUCAUCAGAGCCCCCUGGGCUCAACCAAGUGUCCUCUGAGGUGACUUCCCAGCUCUAUGCUUCUUUGCACCUCAGCCGGCAGGCCGAGGCUACUGCUAGAGCUCAGAUGUAUUUAGCCUCCUCUUCCCCACCUCCUCAUGAGGCAUUUGAUGGCUUGGCUCAAGAGCUGAGUCGCAGCUUGUCAGUUGGAUUGGAGAACAACUUGAAGAAAAAGGAUGGUUCCAAGCAUAUCUUCGAGAUGGAAAGUGUUCGGGGUCAGCUCCAGACCAUGCUCCAAACCUCACGUGAUAUGGCCUACCGGGCUCCCCUCACUUCAGGAGCUGGCCCAGAAAGACGAGACGACGACUCCUUUGACAGUGAAAGCACAGCUACUUUGCUCAACACCCGGCCUCUGCAAGACUUAUCUCCAUCCAGCUCUGCCCAAGCCCUGGAGGAAUUAUUUCCCCGCUAUACCAGCCUUCAAACAGGGCCCCCACUUAACCCACCAGAUUUUCAAGGGCUGAGAGAGGCACUGGACUCAGAGCAUACCCGUCGCAAGCAUUGUGAGCGCCACAUUCAGAGCCUGCAGACCCGAGUGCUAGAGCUGCAACAGCAGUUAGCAGUAGCUGUGGCUGCAGACCGCAAGAAAGAUAUCAUGAUUGAACAACUGGACAAGACCCUUGCUCGAGUGGUGGAAGGCUGGAACAGGCAUGAAGCUGAACGAACAGAGGUACUUCGAGGACUUCAAGAGGAGCGCCAGGCAGCAGAACUCACCAGAAGCAAGCAGCAGGAGACAGUAACCCGUCUAGAGCAAAGUCUUUCUGAAGCUAUGGAGGCUCUGACUCGUGAACAGGAAGGAGCCAGACUACAGCAUCGGGAGCAAGAGGCCCUGGAGGAGGAAAGGCAAGCUCUGGCCCUGAGCUUGGAGGUAGAGCAGCAGCGGUGCCGUGCCCUGCAGGACGAACGGGAUGAGGCUCGUGCUGGGCAGCUCAGUGAGCUCCGGAAGUUGGAGACUCUUCAGGUUGCCCUAGAAGAAGAGCGGCAGGCUUGGGCCCAGCAAGAGCUCCAGCUAAAGGAACGCCACCAAGCACUGCAGGAAGAAAGCCAGGCUCAGUUGGAAAGGGAAAAGGGGAACAGUCAGAGGGAGGCCCAGGCAGCCCGGGAGGUCCAGCAACAGUUGGCGCUGGUGCAGGCCGAGGUGCGGCGUCUGGAAGGAGAGCUGGACACAGCUCGGAGAGAAAGAGAUGCCCUGCAGCUGGAAAUGAGCUUGGUUCAGGCCCGGUAUGACAGCCAGCGGAUCCAGAUGGAGUCAGAGCUGUCUGUGCAGCUGGAGCAGCAGGUGACAGAGCGGCUGGCGCAGGUGCAGGAGAACAGCCUGCGGCAGGCAGCCUCCCUGAGGGAGCAACACAGGAAGCAGCUUCAAGAGCUCAAUGGACAGCAUCAGCAGGAACUGGCCGCCCAAUUGGCUCAGUUCAAAGUAGAAAUGGCAGAACGAGAGGAACGGCAGCAGCAGGUGGCUCAGGACUAUGAGCUCAGACUGGCACGGGAGCAAGCUCGAGUUCGGGACCUACAGAGUGGGAACCAGCAGCUUGAAGAACAGCGGGUGGAGCUGGUAGAACGACUCCAAGCCAUGCUUCAGGCCCACUGGGAUGAGGCCAAUCAGCUGCUCAGCACCACACUCUCAUCUUCUAACUCGCAAGUUCCUCCUGCUGAGCCCUCUAGCCCUGGGUCUUUGGAGCCGGAGAAGGGGGAGAGGAGAGUGUGGAGUGUGCCUCCUGCAGCUGUGGCCCUGAAACCUGUGCUGCAGCAGAGCCGGGAAGCAAGGAGCGAGCUGCCUGGAAUACCUCCUGCCCACUGCAGUUCCUCUCCUGAUCUUAGUCUCCUGCUGGGGCACCCUUUCCAGAGCCAGAACUCCUUCCAGCCCCUAGAACCCAAACCUGAUCUUGCUCCAUCUUCAGCUGGGAUCUUCUCAGCACUGGGAACCUUUGAUGCUGAUCAAAGGGCAGAACGGCCAUUUCCUGAAGAUGAUCCUGGAUUGGAUGGGGAUGGUUUCCUAAAGCCAGCACUGCCACCUGCAUCUCAGCUCCAGGGUCUUAAGAAUUUUUUGCAGCAGCUGCUGGAGACUGUACCCCAGAACAAUGAGAGCUCUGUUGACCUGUUGCCCCCUAAGUCUGGUCCUCGUAGUGUCCCAUCUUGGGAAGAAGUCCCUCAAGUGCCACGGCUUCCACCCCCGGUCCAUAAAACUAAAGUUCCCUUAGCCAUGGCAUCUGGUCUCUUCCGGGUCCACGAGCUUCCCUCAUCCCAUUCCCAAGACAGUGGUCCCAGUACUGGUUCUCCAGAGAGAGAAAUGCCUAACUCCCCAAGGCAGCUGAUGGAGUUGUCUCAGCUAUUACGACUGUACCAGGCCCGAGGGUGGGACACUGUGCCUUCUGAGGACCUGCUUCUCUCCCUGAAGAGGCUAGAGCACAGCAGGACUGAUGGCCGAGGGGAGACUGUCCCCAGAAGGAACACAGACUCCCGCUUGGGUGAGAUCCCCCGGAAAGAGAUCCCUUCCCAAGCUGUCUCUCGUCGUAUUGCUACAGCCCCUAAGACUGAAAAAGCUCCUGCACGGAAGAAAAUUGGGCACCCUGCCCCCAGUAGCGUGAGGAGUAGGGGUGGGGUCUGGAGAUGAGCUCCUACCCUUUCUAAGGGCUUUCUUCUCCUCUUCCUCUUCUGCUUUUUAUUUCAAUAAAUGGUUAGUAUGUAUUAGAGUCUCUGACUCAGAGGAAUUUGGGAAAUGGGGUUCUACAGGAAGGCUACUUUGUAAAAAAAAAAACAACAACCCUUUAUUCUAUUUCAGUAUUUUGUAUAUGUUACAUAUUUAUAUGCUAUUUUCUGUGGGAAAAGAUCAAUACUAUGUAAGAAUUCUAUGAAUUCUGGAAGUUGGAGUGAGCUGAAGUUCAGUUGGUAUAAAGUAAAAUCUAUAGAGUGAUUAGUGAUUGGUACUAGAAUUAUGAAUGACCCUUACUUUCUUUUUUAUACAUUUUUUGUACUUUAUAAAUUUUCUAAAACACAUGUUAUUUUAACAAUCAGAG
Messenger RNA from Dipodomys spectabilis (banner-tailed kangaroo rat), 3589 nucleotides. It is a transcript of the gene Cntrob, whose product is annotated as centrobin, centriole duplication and spindle assembly protein. Lineage: Eukaryota; Metazoa; Chordata; Mammalia; Rodentia; Heteromyidae. The record is from RefSeq and is a predicted model, not a curated record. Gene Ontology annotation, biological process: mitotic cytokinetic process; centrosome separation; centriole replication. The transcript has 19 exons. Bases 478 to 3186 code for a protein of 902 amino acids. Gene Ontology annotation, cellular component: centriole; centrosome.